UUGAGUAGUGUAGGUUGUUCAGUUCUUUCUCUGAGGGAUUCACUUCAUGUUCUAAUCUAUAAGAUAAAAAGAAGGACUGUAGGACUUCCUGUUGAAAUUUUAGUGCAUACCGCUGAGCACUUGAGUCUGUUCGGCUCGAUCAAACAGGGCAACGACACCUGCCAGCUGCAAUCGGUGUGCGUUCCGAUUCCAUUUGACAAUGGCGAUCCUCAAGUGGUUAUCUAUCCGAAAUGUUAUGAGGUGAUGCAAUGUGUUGGAAGUUGUUGUGAUUCAUUCGAACGAUGUCAUCCACAUAGCGUGAGAAUCCUGGAAAAGCCGGUGAUUGAGAUGCUCUACAUUGGUAACGGUCGUUUCAUGCUCAAUCAGACUCUCAACAUCUCCAUGGAGGAGCACACGUCAUGCUCGUGUUACGAUUGUGGACCUGAUGUUCCCGAAUGUCCGCCUGGUUUUGUGAUUGGCGCCGACUGUCGAUGUCAAUGCGCGAACAAGAACGACCGUCAUAAUUGUCAAGGUUUUUGUCAAACUCCAAUAAUUCGCAUAGGAACGUCAACGCAUGAUGAUCUGCAUUCCGAUGAUAAUCGUCGUAAAUUAUCGUCACACAACCAACGUCCCUAA
Angiostrongylus costaricensis is the source of this 615-nucleotide messenger RNA. The record is from the annotation of a GenBank genome assembly. Lineage: Eukaryota; Metazoa; Nematoda; Chromadorea; Rhabditida; Metastrongylidae.